Phoenix dactylifera (date palm) is the source of this 2118-nucleotide messenger RNA. Lineage: Eukaryota; Viridiplantae; Streptophyta; Magnoliopsida; Arecales; Arecaceae. The record is from RefSeq and is a predicted model, not a curated record.
CCCCCUGUUUCUAUAACAAUUGUCGUUAGGUCCCUGAACCAUUCUGCUCCCCGAUCCGAGGGAGUUCGUCCGACCUUGAUCUCCCUUUCCAGCCAUGGCCGCCGCCCUCGCCCUCCGCCCGCCUCUUCCUUCUCGCCUCGUCUCCGUUUACAAACAAACGACGGUCUCGAUGGCUCCGGUGAUUCCGGUGGCGGCACGGCUGGAGGUGGCGGGAUUCGCGAGAGCUAUGGAGAGAACAGAAGAGCAGACGAGGAAGUUGUGGAGAAUGUCCGAUGGUUGGGCAGUUAGGGGGUUUCCCGUGUUUCGCGACCCACUGCGGUUGGCUGGUGGUUUUCUUUAUCCUAAUUAGGGUAAAGCCAGUUUCCCCUGUUUUACCUUCCCAGACUUUCCUCUACCAACCUAAAUAAGGCACCGACCCAACCUACCUUCCCUUUUGUUUCCUGUUCCAGAGAAGAGAAAAAGGAAGAAAACGUGGGAAGCGAAAAGGAAAAAGAGAUCUUUUUUUUUUUCUCGACUUUCCAACAUAACAUUGUUUAAUUAGCUCUCAAUCAUCAUUCUGUUGAGGCAACGUUAUACUUUAUAUAUGGAGAAUUUAUAAUAUUUCAUGUCUGAGAUUUUCCUUCUUCAUUUGGUAGAGAUCAUUGGAGAAUCUUUAUCUGAGACUUGAUCCAGACAUCAUUAAAUGAAUUCUGCACAUGGGAGUGCAAGUAUAGAACAGGAAAAGACACGUCUUGAGGCAGGAAAUGUUAAAGAUGAUGAACAUGGCCUGCCCAAGCAUGGAAAUGAGCCCAUAAUUGAGGAAGAUGCACUAUGCUUAUCGUUCUCUUCCUCAGAUACAUCAUCUGAGGAAGAUUUCUUCCAACUAGAUGCAGUUGAGCUAAGCAAAGCGACGGCAAGACAUGAUGAGGUGCCAAACAACUUAGGACCUCCUCAACAUGGAGAGAAUGCUCAGUCCGAAGCAGUAGUUACUGACCCUGCUGGUAAACUCGAAGUCAAAAGUCUAAGUCAGGAUGAAAGUACACUUACUGGAUCUGUACAGACAGGUCAGGUGUCAGUGGAAAUGCCAUUCUCUCCCUAUGCUAGCUCUGGAUCAGAUUAUGUUGGAGCAAAGCAGUCCCCUCCAGUCCAGGUGAUGGGAAAAUCAGAUGGCUAUGAUCCCAACAGGAUCCCCUCUUCCGUUUUCGCAAGGACCAAGUCUACGACCCCCAUGGAAUGGAGUGUGGCUUCUAAUGAAUCAUUGUUCAGUAUCCAAAUGGGAAGGUCUGGAGAGCUGAGUGGCUUCUACAAUGGACAAUGGGAUGGUUAUCCGCCCAUUUCUCCUCUACCUGGCUCUAGUCCAGCACAAAGUGUGGGUGCAGGACUGGGUCUAGAGGAACCAAGUGUGGCUGAAGCAGCAAAUGCUGAGGCCAUGAAGGAUGUUUUAAGGGCAGCCGCAGAAGAAAAAGGCAAGCCUUUGGCUGGGGGUGUACCUCAUUCUGAUAGCAAGCAUUCUGAUAGCAGUGUUAACAGCUACCGCUCUUUUGCAUUUCCGAUAUUGACAGAUGGAAAAAAUGAGUCCAUGAAGGUUGAAUCAGUGCAUCAACGUACACCAAAAGAGCAACCUCAGCCACAGCCGGAUCCUCUAAAAGCAGUUUCUGAUGCUGCAGAAAAGAAAUGGUUUCCAUGCUUUUCCUGUUGCCCAUUUUGUUGCUGAGAGCGAUUGAGCUGCGAGGGGACGCGGGAAGGUCGCUCCACACCUUAAUAUCCUCAAGGGCACCAAAAAGUAUGGAGGGAGACUCAGAUCACUGUCGCGUGGAUUAAUGGAAAGAGUAGCUCCUUCGCCCUUGCUCCAUGACAUCUGGGGGCAACGGUGGCCACUCUCGGUGAGUUUUGCUCGACUCAUAUGCACAACGAGCACAACCAGAUGGUUGACUACCUCGCUGAUUCGAGCCGCCGGAGCAAGUUUUGGUUUCAGAAUUUCCUGCUAAUCUGAUCUGUAUAAUAGUGGCUGAUGAAUCUUGCUGUUUGUUUCCUAAAAUAUGGUUGCUUUGGGUGUUCGCCCUCACAUUUGCUGUCCAAAGGAAAGACAGUCGCACUGUGAGAAAAUAUUUGAAUGUUGAUUCUUGUGGUUAAAAUCAA